Lycium barbarum (goji berry) is the source of this 1398-nucleotide messenger RNA. RefSeq lists its product as uncharacterized. The coding region runs from base 1 to 1398 and encodes 465 amino acids. The transcript is spliced from 2 exons. NCBI's taxonomy places the organism in Eukaryota, Viridiplantae, Streptophyta, Magnoliopsida, Solanales, Solanaceae. The record is from RefSeq and is a predicted model, not a curated record.
AUGGAGUACCUUACUAGAACACUCAAGAAGAUGAGUGAUCUACCUGAUUUCAAGUACCAUCCAAUGUGCAAGACCACCAAACUUACACACUUGAUAUUUGCAGAUGAUUUAAUGGUGUUCUGUAAAGGAGACUUAGCCUCUAUUAAUAGAGUGAUGGAAGCUCUAAAACAUUUUAGUGCAACCACUGGCCUAGUUGCAAACCUGGAGAAAUCAAACAUAUUUCUAGCCGGAAUGGAUGAUGACACUAAGGCAAGUAUAUUGGCAAGUACUGGUUUCUCAAUAGGCACACUACCUAUAAGAUACCUAGGACUACCAUCAUCCUCUAAGAAGUGGAAUAAAGUUGAUUGUCAUCAACUGGUGGAUAAGAUCACGAAAAGAAUAACAAAUGGCUACUCAAGGCAGCUUUCGUACGCGGGGAGGCUGCAAAUUAUCAAUGCUGUCCUGUUCUCAAUUUAUAAUUUUUGGGGUGCUGUUUUCAUCCUUCCACAAAGUGUACUGAAAGAAGUAGAUAGGAAGUGUAGAGAAUUCUUGUGGGGGUGUCAGGAGGGACAGAGGAAGGUGUCCUUGGUUGCGUGGGAUAAUGUAUGCGUACCAAAAAAGUAUGGGGGAUUAAAUAUUAAAAGUUGUAGGAUUUGGAACAUGGUAGCGGUUGGCAAGUUGCUAUGGCAACUGGCAAAUAAAGAAGACAUUCUUUGGGUCAAGUGGAUCCAUGAGAUUUAUAUGAAGAUAACUGAUAACAUUUGGGAACAUUCUCCACCUCAAAAUUGUAGUUGGUAUUGGAGGAAGCUAAACUCUCUAAAGAAAGUGAUGAUGCAUUGGUAUCAGAAUGAUAUAUAUACGCUGAAUCCAACUGGUUCGUACUCUAUGACUAAUAGUUAUCACGCGAUGCUGGGCACACUACAUAGACUUCCUGAAGCUGAACUAAUUUGGAGUUCAGUAAUGAUGCCUCAGCAUAGGGUGCUGGUUUGGUUAGCUUAUCAAGAUAGACUACUCACCAAGGAGAGAUUACAAAGGCUGAACAUUCCUAUUGAAAAUAUUAACUGUUGCUUAUGUGAGGAAGGAGUAGCUGAAACACACCAGCAUUUGUUCGUAGACUGUGCAUGGGUAUCUGUGGUGAAAUAUGAGUUGGCUAGAUGGAUAGGUGUGAAUCUACCGAAUAUGACAACCAAGCAAUGUUUGGGGUGGUUUAAAGGAAGACACUGGCGACAAUUCUGGAAGGAGACAGUGGCUGCCAUGUAUGGAGCAAUAGUAUACCAAACCUGGCAAGCAAGAAAUUGGAAGCAGUUUAGGCAAAUAAGUGUUAAUGCUGAGUUUACCGUCGUACAAAUACAGAAGGAGUUGCAGGAGAGAUUAAGAUUAGUGGAUAGUUCUAGGAGGGCUAUGAUAACAUACAAAUAA